This is a messenger RNA of Pieris rapae (cabbage white), 4728 nucleotides long. It is a transcript of the gene Dgk, whose product is annotated as diacylglycerol kinase 1. The record is from RefSeq and is a predicted model, not a curated record. Gene Ontology annotation, molecular function: ATP-dependent diacylglycerol kinase activity; calcium ion binding. Lineage: Eukaryota; Metazoa; Arthropoda; Insecta; Lepidoptera; Pieridae. Gene Ontology annotation, cellular component: plasma membrane. The transcript has 24 exons. Bases 294 to 2936 code for a protein of 880 amino acids. Gene Ontology annotation, biological process: intracellular signal transduction; lipid phosphorylation; diacylglycerol metabolic process.
GGCAGGGUAUACGUCUCUCAUGUUUAAAUCAGAAAAUUCCGUGAUUCCAUGUGAUGUUUUCCGUUUGUUUGACGGGAGUGACUAAGGAAUUCGCAAUGACUCGAUUUAAAGCGAAUUAGAAGGAAAAUACAUCGUUAUAUGUUGUUAUUGUAGGCAAAUGUAAAAAUAAGAUCGUCUGGUGUUUUGUUUUCAUGUAUUUAUGGACUUUUUGACGCUCGCAAAUCGGGUGUGUAAACUGUAAGAGUUGUGUGCUCGGUUGGAAAUUUGGAAAUUGGAUUUAUUGGGAUUUGGUCAUGCCGAACCAAACCGGCAGCGGGUUCCAGUGGGAUAAACUGUCACCUGCAGAGUUCCAGCAGUUGCAAGAGUUGACUUCAUAUUCAAAUAGAAAAUUGCAAGAUGUGCUCAACGAGCUGUGUGAUGUUCGGAAACAGAACCCGGAUGGGGACAUCGACUAUGAAGGUUUCAAGUGGUUUCUCGACACCUUUCUCGAAGUAUCCACCCCUGAUGAACUAUCAAGACAUUUAUUCCUCUCGUUCGUCCGCCGUGACAAGCGACCAGCGUUACGGGAAAUGGCGGCUGCGAGCUCCACUGCCGCCUGCGCCGCUGUUACCGCACAUGGCGAUCAUCAGGGAAAGUUAAGUCUAGCUUCGAAGAUCCAUGGUCUGGCAGAAAGGUUGCAGCAGUUAGGGAAAAGCUCCAGUGACUCUGUGGAUGGAGAUAAGGGAUCCAGGAGUAGAACUGGCAGUGUACACCCAAUGUUCUCAGUAACGACCCAUCCCUCCUACUCUGCUCAUGAACUGGGCGUCGGCAGGAACGAGACCAGUCCUUCACAUAGUCAGAUGUCCAGGAACUCCAGCAGGAAGAGCAGCAACUCGCUUCGAGUUAACCAGUCUACUAAGAUCGAAGACUUUAAGCUCCUAAUGCGUCGCUCAUCGACUGUGGAAGUGCACACCGCUCGGGUUUCACUGAAGGAUAUCGUGUGUUACUUAUCCUUGCUGGAAGCUGGGAGGCCUGAAGAUAAGCUGGAAUUCAUGUUUCGCCUAUACGACACGGAUGGUAAUGGUGUAUUGGACACAAAUGAAAUGGACUGCAUCGUAAACCAAAUGAUGACAGUCGCGGAGUACCUUGGUUGGGAGACGUCAGAAUUACGACCCAUUCUCCAAGACAUGAUGGUAGAAAUUGACUAUGAUGCCGAUGGCACCGUCUCUCUUGAUGAGUGGAAACGUGGAGGAAUGACUACGAUCCCACUACUGGUACUCCUCGGUUUGGACACCAACGUCAAAGAGGAUGGAGAACACGCAUGGAGGCUUAAGCAUUUCAAUCGACCCGCCUAUUGUAAUCUGUGUUUGAACCUCCUAGUUGGACUUGGGAAGAAAGGGCUGUGUUGUAUUUUUUGUAAAUUCACCGUCCACGAGCGAUGCGUGCAGCGUGCGCCUGCGUCGUGUAUCGCAACGUACUGCAAAGCGAGACGAGCGCCCUCUACGCUCGCCCAUCAUUGGAUUGAAGGAAAUUGUCACGGCAAAUGUGCGCGUUGCCGGAAAAAGAUUAAAGGAUACAAUGGCAUAACUGGACUCCAUUGUCGAUGGUGUCAUAUUACUCUCCACAAUCGCUGUGUGGGCAGCGCCGGUGGAGCGUGUACUCUGGGUCGUCACGCGAAGCACAUCCUACCCCCCACAGCCAUACGACCAUUGGUCCUGGAUCGACAGCGCUCUUUGCCCCAUAAACCGCAGGCGGAACAGCAAACUCUUCCUAUCUCCAUCUCUCUACCGAUCUCAAUCUCCGCGGGGGCAGAAGAAAAGAAAGAGCAAAAGAAAGAGCACCGAGCCCCACCCAUCUCCUUCCAGAUAACACCUCCAGAGGGAACUUGUCCUCUUCUCGUAUUCAUAAACCCCAAAAGUGGGGGGAGACAAGGCUCGAGAGUGCUGAGGAAGCUUCAGUACAUCUUGAACCCGCGUCAGGUUCAUGACAUUGCCAAGGGUGGUCCUAUGCAAGGCCUACAAAUGUUCAAAGAUGUGAAGAACUAUAGAGUUAUAUGUUGUGGUGGUGAUGGUACUGUCGGCUGGGUAUUGGAAACUAUGGACAAGAUUCAAAUGGAGAUGCAGCCCGCAGUCGGGGUAAUACCAUUGGGCACUGGAAACGAUCUGGCUCGUUGUUUACGAUGGGGUGGGGGGUACGAAGGUGAAUCAAUACACAAGAUAUUGGAUAAAAUAGCUCGAGCAAGCACCAUCAUGAUGGACCGGUGGCAGAUACAUGUCGAGAAUAUGACUCACGAUUGUGAAUUGGUGCAAAUGCCUGACUCAGCGCCCCAUCCCACUUCUGUGCCAUAUAACAUCAUUAACAAUUACUUUUCUGUUGGAGUCGACGCAGCAAUUUGCGUGAAGUUCCACACGGAGCGUGAACGGAAUCCCGACAAGUUCAGUUCCCGGAUGAAAAAUAAAUUGUGGUACUUUGAGUUUGCGACGUCGGAGCAAUUCGCCGCCAGCUGCAAGAAUUUACAUGAGAAUAUAGAUAUUGUUUGUGACGGGUCAUCGCUGGAACUAAGCAAGGGUCCGGCAUUGCAAGGUGUGGCGUUACUAAAUAUCCCGUACGCGCACGGCGGUUCAAAUCUAUGGGGCGCUAGUGGGGCUCAUAGGAGGGGGCGAUUUCCUAAUGCGCAACAAGAUAUUGGCGAUAAGCUAAUCGAAGUUAUAGGAUUAGAAAACUGCCUGCAUAUGGGACAAGUGCGGACGGGUCUUCGUGCAUCUGGUCGUCGAUUAGCGCAAUGCAGCUCCAUCACUAUCACCACGAAGAAGACCUUCCCCAUGCAGAUUGAUGGAGAACCUUGGAUGCAGACUCCUUGCAAGAUAACCAUAACACAUAAGAACCAAGUUCCUAUGCUGAUGGGACCAGCUCCGGAGAAAGGCAGAGGAUUCUUCAAACUGUUCACGCAUUGUUAAUUAAUUUCUAAAGUGCGAUAGAGAUGAAUAUAUGUUUUAGUAAUAAAAUUCCGUGAUUAAAAAAAAAUUAAAGCUUGCAUGACGAUUCUGAUGAAUGUGUUGCUGAGAUACCUUUUGUUAGCGCAGAAAUACUUUUAAUGGAUUUUGAAAAACCAAAAUUACCUCAAAACGUGCUUUUGAUCAAGUUAUAUUUAAAAAAAACUGGUCUUCAGGCGGCCUAAAGGAUUUUUUUCUUAAUACCCGAUAUUAUUUGGACAUUUUUGAACGAAAAAUUAAAAAGGGUUUGUCAUGUUUUGUUACAAUAUGUGUUCUGUGCAUUUUUAAAGGCGUAAGCCAGUUAUUUUGCCAUAAUUCACGUUUUUUUUUAAUUUCCACGUUUUUUAUUUUACGGCUAUCUUCAAAAGAAGUGAAGUUUUAAGGCAAAAUCUGACCAAGUUACUUGCGUAUAUAAAUUUCAUCUAUUUUCCGGAAUCUUCUGUUUCCACCCUACAUGCUAGUUUUGCUAGAGUAUAUUUUUUCUAGAAACCUAGAAAACUCCAUACCAGUUUAAAUGCCGAGAUUAUUUGGGCAUUUCUUUUUCAGAAUAAUUAUUAAAAAGGGGUCAUAUUAUGUUACAAUAUGUGUUCUGUGAAUUAUUUUUAAAGGUAAUUUAUUAUGCCAGUUAUUUUGCCUUGAAUUACGACGCUUUUUAAAUUUCCACACCUCAAAAGAAGUGAGCUUUUCGAACGCAAAAUCUGACCAAGUUACAAUAUAAUAUCAUAUAUUUUCCAAAAUCUUUUGUUCCUACGCGUUUUGCUAAGCUAUUUUCCAAACAGUAAUAUAAAUGAAAUAUUUGUAAAAAAAAUUAGUUACUGUACUGUAUAAUAGUUUUGGUGAUUUUAAUUAAAUAUUGACCAACACUUAACACAAAAUAAUUUGGUCAAAACACAAAAGUAACAAUUAUAAGAGUUCUUUUAAGGGCGAGAAUGUGAAGCAAAAGACGAAACCAAGCCAUGGAUUAUGAUUGGUCUACUCUCAACAGCAUCUCUGACGCAUUGAUACCCGUCACUAUACGUCUUUUGUUUCUCAGUCUCACCUCUAUAAAGACAAUGCCAUUGAAACGACUGUAACAAAUAACACAGUAAUAUGAAAAAAAAAGGUUUCAAAGAAAUUAAACAAUAUUUAAGCCAUUACUAAAAUGUCGUCCAUUUCAAAUACUGUUUAUAUAUAAACUGGACGAAACAUAUAUUUUAUAGAAAAUCUAUGUGAAAUUUAUCUUGAGCAAAUAUUAUUUUGAAGGCCUCAUGCUGUGAACACAUAUAUAUAUGUUGACUCUACACUUAACGUUAGGAUUCGACUGAUUUUUUUUUGCAUUUUUUAAAUUAUAUAUUGCAAAACACACUCAAAAUGUAAUCUCUAUAUUUGUACCAUGAUUUUGACAAAAUAUUAAAUUGAAUAGAUAAAUACUUGUAUUAAUGUGUAUGGGAAAUCUAAGUUCUGUGUUAUAAGUAUAAGCGUGUCCAAUACAAAAAUUAAAAUAAAUUUUAUUUUAAUGUAAUAUUUUGUUAAUGUCACUUACAAAUUAUUUUAGAAAACCUAUUGAUCAAGCUUUUUGUAAAUAUAGUGCAAAUUAAAACAACGUCCCAAUCUUUUGAAAGUCGGUGAAUCUUUGAUCUUGAAUAAGCAUGUAAAUUAUGUUAAGUUUCAUUCUGUAAAUACAAUUAUUGAUGGUUUAAUCUGCUCUUACUGCAAGCGAUGACGUCAUAACCUGAAACGCUCUACCGAAGUUAAUUCCUACCUCUAACGAUAUAUA